UUGGAUUUGGUAACAAAUUUGCGACAAAUUAUAGGCCUUAGGGUAUUUCCAGAUAUUCGUCAAGAACUUCACAAAGAUUGCGAUUUCAAAUAUGCUGUCGACCUAAUAAGAUUUAUUAGGCAAAAUUAUGGUGACCAUUUUUCUAUUGGCGUAGCUGGGUACCCUUUGGGACAUCCCAAAUCAAAAACGAUACAAGAAGACAUGAUCCACCUCAAAGAUAAGAUAGACGCCAAAGCAGACUUCAUCAUAACCCAGGCUAUUUUUGACAAUAAAACGUUUCAAACGUUCCAAAACAGAUGUAGAUCUUUUGGAAUAGAGGUGCCUAUUGUACCAGGAAUUUUCGCGUUUACGUCACAAAAAUCGUUACUAAAAAUGUCCCAGUUUUGUGAUAUAAUGGUACCUCAAGAAGUAAGCGCCAUUGUGGAACAAAACAAGCACAACGCCAUGUCCGUGUACAAUUUCGGAAUUCAUUUCACAACGGAAUUAAUAAAGAACCUUUUAACGGCCAAAAAGGACCCAAUCAUUGACGUCCAUCUUUUUACGUUGAAUAAUAUUUACGCGGUUUACGAAAUAUGUGAAAGAUUAGGUUUUUGUACAUUAAAUAUUGAAAGACCACUAAAAUAUGUCGAAUGAACAGGAAAUAUACCAGUAACACCA
This is a messenger RNA of Agrilus planipennis (emerald ash borer), 657 nucleotides long. RefSeq names its product methylenetetrahydrofolate reductase 1-like. Gene Ontology annotation, cellular component: cytosol. The transcript has 3 exons. The record is from RefSeq and is a predicted model, not a curated record. Lineage: Eukaryota; Metazoa; Arthropoda; Insecta; Coleoptera; Buprestidae. The coding region runs from base 202 to 633 and encodes 143 amino acids. Gene Ontology annotation, biological process: tetrahydrofolate interconversion. Gene Ontology annotation, molecular function: FAD binding; methylenetetrahydrofolate reductase [NAD(P)H] activity.